Messenger RNA from Aspergillus piperis CBS 112811, 2684 nucleotides. Its product is annotated as WD40 repeat domain-containing protein. The transcript is spliced from 2 exons. Gene Ontology annotation, molecular function: protein binding. NCBI's taxonomy places the organism in Eukaryota, Fungi, Ascomycota, Eurotiomycetes, Eurotiales, Aspergillaceae. Bases 129 to 2570 code for a protein of 813 amino acids. The record is from RefSeq and is a predicted model, not a curated record.
CCGGUUGAUCCCUCCUCCGUCUGAAUUCCUUACUACUUAAAUUCCACUCCCUGCUUAUUUCUCCCCACCGCUCGCCCCAGUUGAUCGGUGGCCAGCCCGUUGUCAACUCUGCGUCCGCCCUGACCGGAAUGCCUGGCCCGACUGCCUCCGAUUUCCCUUCGUCUUCGUCCUCCUCUGCCUCCGAGUCCUCCUCCAGCACCUCGGUCCUGCCGGGACCCCCGAGUACCCGCGCUCGCAGCCCGUCAGCAUGUACCGUCCCCAGAUCCUCACAUCCCUGGACCCCAGACAGUCUGCCCUCGCCUAACGCCUCCUCGUCGACCCGGUUGCAGAUGCCGUCCAUCGAAGACCCCGCGCCCGCCGUCAGCUCGGACGCUUCCGCGGCGGGCAUCCACGGUGAUACAGACGAUCGGAACACGAGCGAAUUGGCCGCCUCCGCCUUCCUGGCUGUCCCCCAGUAUACGCACGUCUUCGAGUCUCCCGAUCGGCCCUACGCUACUUCCUCCGAGGUGGUGAAUGCGGUGAGGGCGCGCGACGAUUUACUGGUGCGUCAGACUGUGCCCGACCAUGCGCCCAACCCGUCGUCGCCCCCGGUGGAAUGGUACGUCUCGGACUCGGAAAUGACGGACGCGCUGUCGGAGAUGGGUGGCGUCCCGCUGGAACCCUACAUCGGUGGACACGUCGGUAUGGCAGCCCUCCUCAACCAGUCGCUGGAUACCCCGGUCUCCGCACACCACGUCGCGUCCACCAUCUCCAGCGACACCGAAGAUGGGGAGGCGACCGAUCUGAUCAUGGACUAUGAGCCGUCGGUGAUGGAGAACCGGUCCACGUCGCAGUCCAUCGCAGAGGACGACCCGGAUGACACGCAAAAGUUCUACUCGGAUGAUGGCGAUGAAUACGACGACGAUGUCGCCAGUGACAUGGGGACCCGCCAUGGCACGGCGUACUUGUCGGAGGAGGAGCUGGAAGACUUCUAUCACGACCCACCUUCACCCUCGGCUCCUGAAUUAUCUGAUCUGGGGCCCGGUUCCAUGCGCGACGACUACAGCAAUGUUUUUUCCGAGGGGGACGAUUCAAGCAAUGCCGACCCGACGGGCGAGACGCAUUUUGCUGCUCCAGUGGUGGGAACGACCCGCGAAAGGAAUCUGAACGUGGACCAGUUUAUUGCCCAGUGGCUGUACCAGUCGUCCGCCGCGUCCGCGAUUCCCAGUCUGUCGAUGUCGUCGGCACACCUCCCCCGCAGCGCCAUUGCGCAUCUGAUCGGGUGGAUUCCCCCGCCGAAAAUCUAUCGACCGCCGGGGUAUGCGCGAGAUUUCUACGAUCUGCAACAGAUCCCCUGGUGGGAUGCCUUGCGGAUCAAACGGGCUUAUGUGCGCGAGCUGCGGGACCAGUCGUAUACAUCGUACCACAACCUGGAAUAUUCCCGGCAACGGCCUGGCGCGAGGUUGCCGCAGGAAGAGUCGUACUUUCGCGGCAAGGCCAUGUACACGGAACACAAAGCCACCAUCGAGCACUUUCAGCUCCGGAACCUGAUGUCGGUGGCGGCAUAUAAUACCGUCCACUUUGCACACGAGUCAAAGGUCUACUCGUGGGUGCCCGCAUACGACGAUCUCGUCUGCCUGCUCGAUCUGUCACGGCCGACGGUCGAGUCGGGGCUGCAGGGCCCCGUCAAGAUCUCGACGAUGAAGUCGGCGCACGACACGACCAUCGCGGGCGGGUUUUCGGGCGAAUAUGCCGUGCGAGCGGCGGGCACGACAGGCCCGGGCGUGCAAGGCUAUGUAACCAAGGACGCGAAUGGCAUCACCAACCAUGUCGACAUCAUUCCGAGUCGGACGAAUCGGUCUCCACAGGGGAUCUUCGCGUCGAAUGACCGUCACUUGCGGGUGCUGGAUUGCGAGACCAACACGUUUGUGGCGGACCACGAGCUCUCGCGGGCCAUCAACUGCACGACGACCUCGCCGGACGGGCGCCUGCGCGUGCUGAUUGGCGACUCAGCGGACGCGUGGGUCGUCGAAGCGGAUACCGGGCGCCCGGUGCACCCCUUGCGCGGACACCGCGAUUUCGGGUUUGCGUGCGCCUGGGCGCCCGACAUGCACCACAUCGCCACGAGCAAUCAAGAUAAGACAGCGAUCAUCUGGGAUGUGCGCAUGUGGCGGAUGCUGCAGAAGAUCGAGUCCGAUGUGGCCGGAUACCGGUCACUGCGCUGGUCGCCCGUGGGCGGCGGGCCGCGCACUCUGCUGCUGUGUGAGCCGGCGGACCGCAUCGCCGUGGUCAACGCGCAGACAUACCAGCGUCGACAAGUGCACGACUUCUUUGGGGAGAUCGGCGGUGCCGACUACGCGCCGGAUGGCAGCACGAUCUGGGUGGCCAACACGGACGAGCACUUUGGCGGGUUCCUGGAAUAUGAGCGACGGCAGUGGGGACAACGAUAUGGGCUGCGGGAUCGACCGAACGAGUGGCUGCGCGAGACGGAGCUGGACGACGACGAGCGAUGCAUGUUGACAGAGCGCGAGCGACAGCAGCGAUGGAUGUGGACUUUGGAGGACGAGGAGCAUGAAGCGAUGCUAUUGUAGCGAUGGGUGUAUGAGUAGUGCAUUAUAUUGCAUAAUUGGGCGGAGCCGUGAUUUAGAGAUACCACGUUAUUGCAGUUUUAGCCAUGAUUCGAAGCAUUCUCACAACCCUGUUCA